AUGGCAUCACCAUCUUUCCCAGACAUCAAGCACAAACCAAAUCUCACUGUGAAUACAAUCUUACCAUCCCAGAUAUACACCAUAGAUGGAUUUUUCACCUCUUCAGAGGUGAAAGCCGUACGGAAUUGGAUGGACGGAGUGGUGAUGGAGGACCCUAAACCGCCAGGUAAAGGGGAAGCAGAACGAACAGCUAGAAGAGGUUCCCUCAAUUCACCUGAGAUAUCCACCAUUCUCUUGAACCUCCUUUACCCAUACAUCCCCUAUUUAUCACCUAAAUACGCCUCCCCAACACCGAUACUAUCUCCUAAUAUAAGAGUAUAUCAUUAUCCUACUGGAACAUAUUUCAGAUGUCAUUACGAUUCACCUACUCUCGAUCCUUCUUCACGUAGAUUAAGUUGUUGGACCAUACUUGUUUAUUUAUCAGAUUGCAAAGGGGGUUCAACGACUUUCUAUACUGGUACACACGAUACUGGCUCAUCUAAGAAAACUAAAAACAAGGGCAAACAGAAGGGGGAUGAGGAAAAGGGAAAGGGAAAGGUAUCGGUCGACCCUAAAGCUGGUAGAUUAUUGUUACAUUGGCAUGGGAUGUCAGGAGGAGGAUGUUUGAAACACGAAGGAGAAGAAGUGAAGGAGGGUGAUAAGUGGGUUUUGAGAACGGAUAUUUUGGCUUAA
Kwoniella botswanensis is the source of this 672-nucleotide messenger RNA. RefSeq lists its product as uncharacterized. Gene Ontology annotation, biological process: peptidyl-proline hydroxylation to 4-hydroxy-L-proline. The transcript is spliced from 2 exons. Gene Ontology annotation, molecular function: L-ascorbic acid binding; procollagen-proline 4-dioxygenase activity; iron ion binding. The record is from RefSeq and is a predicted model, not a curated record. Bases 1 to 672 code for a protein of 223 amino acids. Gene Ontology annotation, cellular component: endoplasmic reticulum. Lineage: Eukaryota; Fungi; Basidiomycota; Tremellomycetes; Tremellales; Cryptococcaceae.